AUAGAAUUAUGGGGAUGUGUCUAUUAUGACAAAUAUUUGAAACAAAUUGAUAAAUUUGUAAGUAGAGCACGAAAAUAUGGUUAUACUUCAAAAGGUUACUCGAUGAAAGAAAUAAUAUGUUCCAGAGACAAGAAGUUAUGGGAUAAAGUGACAUCAAAUGUGAACAAUCCAUUACAUGAGUUAUUACCAAACAACCUAGCCAGACCGCUUAGGCCUCGAGGACAUGUUUAUGAAUUACCACGAAUAAGGACAGAACGCUUUAAGUAUUCCUAUAUAAAUCGAUGUUUAUUCAACUUUAUAUGA
Messenger RNA from Paramuricea clavata, 303 nucleotides. Lineage: Eukaryota; Metazoa; Cnidaria; Anthozoa; Malacalcyonacea; Plexauridae. The record is from the annotation of a GenBank genome assembly.